AGUUCAACAAGACGAUUGGAUACCUCGUUUUCGACGGGGAAAUUUAGCGUAAAAGCGGCUGUUCCAAAUUUAUAUUUGUUAUUACAUCGAAACUUCAAUAUGAGAAGAUCUCAUGCACCAAGUCAACUGAAUUUGGAAGGGAAUACAGCGUUGCUUGCCCCAGAUCUGCACAAAUCAACUUGUGGUAAGAAGUCAUGCUCGUCACCUCGCCAGUUCAUUUCCCCAUACAGGAGGCCCCUGGAGAGCAUCCCGCAAGGGCCUCAACUCUCUCCAGGCAGUCUUUCCAGUCACGAGGUCUUCAUAAGAAGAAUUCUCUCAAAGCCAUUUAAAGUUCCUAUUCCGAAUUAUGAAGGUUCCUGUCAGAACCGUGCUCUGGGAGUGAGACGUCUCGGUGCCAGGCAACCCUUACAUGACCCUUUUGAGGAGGGAGCCUUGGUUCUUUAUGUACCACCAGAAUUGUCUGCCCAUGAUUUGUUAAAGACAGACAGUGAGAAAUUGCAAGUGCACGUGGUAGUUGAUCCAUCACUGACCAAGGUUCUUCGUCCUCAUCAGCGGGAGGGUGUAAAGUUUAUGUAUGACUGUGUGACGGGAAACCAGAUACCGGACAACUUUGGCUGCAUCAUGGCUGAUGAAAUGGGCCUUGGGAAGACAUUGCAGUGCAUCACCCUCUUGUGGACAUUACUGAGGCAGAGUCCUGACUGCUGUCCAACGAUCGACAAAGCUGUGAUAGUGAGCCCAAGCAGUUUAGUGAAGAACUGGGACAGUGAGAUAAGAAAGUGGCUGGGCAAUCAAGUGAGCUCUUUGGUAAUUGACAAUGGCAGCAAGGAGGAGAUUGACAGAAACCUCAGUCAUUUCAUGUUACAGAAGGGGCGUAGGAUUUCCAAUCCAGUGUUGAUUAUUUCAUACGAAACAUUUCGCUUGCAUGCGGCUGUAUUGCAAAAGGGUGAAGUUGGUAUGGUUAUAUGUGAUGAGGGUCAUCGACUGAAAAACUGUGAGAACCAGACAUACCAGGCACUGAUGGGGCUACACUGCACAAGACGCAUCCUGCUGUCUGGAACACCAAUCCAGAAUGACCUUCUAGAGUAUUUUAGUCUCAUACACUUUGUCAACAAAGGAAUACUGGGCACUGCCCAAGAGUUCAAGAAGAAGUUUGAGACACCCAUACUUAGAGGAAGAGACUCUACUGCAUCUGACUUGCAGCAAAAAACAGGACAAGAAAAACUACAAGAGCUUGCUGGCUUGGUUAACAGGUGUAUCAUCCGACGAACGCAGGCACUUUUGACACAGUAUCUCCCGGUGAAAAUUGAGCAUGUGGUUUGCUGUGGUCUGACGGCCGUGCAGCGUGCCCUGUAUGAGAGGCUGGUAGAGUGCCAGGGCGCCGAGUGUCUGCAACAAGAGCAGGCCAACCCCAGCCUUGCCUUCAUCACAACUCUAAAGAAGCUAUGCAACCAUCCAGAUCUGAUCUAUGACAAGUGUCUGCAAGCAGAAAAGGGGUUUGAAGGCAUGAUUGAGUGCUUCCCACCAGCACAUUCAAUUAAAGCUGUGAAACCGGAACUUUCAGGUAAGGUACUGGUCCUGGAUUGUCUCCUGGCGGUGAUCAAGGCCAGCAGCAGUGAUAAAGUGGUGCUAGUCUCCAACUACACACAGACUCUUGACUUGUUUGAGAAACUCUGUCAACAGCGAGGGUAUCUUUUUGUUAGACUUGAUGGCUCAAUGUCUAUCAAGAAGCGAGCCAGAGUUGUGGACAAUUUCAACAAUCCAGCUAGUCCAGAGUUUAUCUUCAUGCUGAGCAGUAAAGCGGGUGGUUGUGGGUUGAAUCUGGUGGGAGCCAACCGCCUGGUGAUGUUUGACCCAGACUGGAACCCAGCCAACGAUGAGCAGGCUAUGGCCCGCUGCUGGAGAGAUGGACAGAAGAAGCAGUGUUACAUAUACAGGCUGCUCGCACAAGGAAGUAUUGAGGAGAAGAUAUUCCAGCGUCAGGCCCACAAGAAAGCCCUCAGCAGUUGUGUGGUGGACCAGGAGGAGGCUGUGGAGCGACACUUCAGCAGGGACGAGCUGCGGGACCUCUUCACUCUCAACAUCUCCUCCCUUAGUGACACACAUGACAGGUUCCGGUGCCGUCGGUGCGUGAACAACAUCCAGGUGAGGCCUCCACCAGUAGACAGUGACUGUAACAGCGACGUGUCUCAGUGGCACCACUGCACAGACAAGAGAGGCCUCCAGGACCUCGCACUGAAGGCAGCAUGGCUAUCAGAUUCACCCAUCUCAUUUGUCUUUCAUCACCAUUCACAUGAAAAGCAGAGGCUCACUGUGUGAACUGCUCAUAUUUAUAAGGACAGCAUAGUCUUUCUAUCCUGCGGGAGCCAAUCUUAUUUCACAGCAGGACUUUGUUUUAACCAUAUGAAGGCUCAAAACUAAGAGAAAAUGUGUGUUAUUUCAUGUUGAUAUUUCACUAUUUGCUCUUAAUUAUUGCUACCUAUUUUUUGUCCAUUUUUAGCUCCACUGGCCAGAGGCCAGCGAGGCUUAUGUCAUGGUCCUGUGUCCAUUGUGCGUGCGUGCGUCCGUGUGUUAACGUUUUCUUUAAACAUCUUCUUCUCGUAAACUACUGGUCCAAUUCUGAUGAAAUUUCACAGGAAUGUUCCUGGGGUGAACCUCUUUCAAAUUUGUUCAAAUUAUGCCCCAGGGGUCAAAUUUGACCCUGCCCCGGGGGGUCAAAAAAUUGAAAAUUUGCUUAUAUAAGGCCUUUUUUGUAAAAACUUAAAAAAAAAUUCUCGUCCCCAACCAUUGGGCCUAGGGCUACCAAAUUUGGUAUGUAGUGACAUCUUAUAGUCCUCUACCAAGUUUCUUCAAUUUUUGCCGCUGGGGUCAAAUUGGACCCUGCCCUGGGGGGUCAGAAAAUUGAAAAUUUGCUUAAAUAAGGCCUAUUUUGUGAAAACUUUAAAAAUCUCCCGUCCAUAACCAUUGGGUCUAGGGCUACAAAAUUUGGUAUGUAAUGAUAUCUUAUAGUCCUCUACCAAGUUUCUUCAAAUUAUGCCCCUGGGGUCAAAUUUGAUCCUGCCCCGGGGGUCAAAAAAUUGAAAAUUUGCUUAUAUAAGGCCUAUUUUGUGAAAACUUUAAAAAUCUUUUCAUCCAUAACCAUUGGACCUUGGGCUACCAAAUGUGGUAUGUAGUGACAUCUUAUAGUCCUCUACCAAGUUUCUUUAAAUUAUGCCCUGGGGUCAAAUUUGACCCUGCCCCGGGGGUCAAAAAGUUGAAAAUUUGCUUAUAUAAGGCCUAUUUUGUGCAAACUUUAAAAAUUCUUCCUGUCCAUAACCGUAUGGCAUAGGGCUUCCAAAUUUGGUAUGUAAUAUCUUCUAAUAGUCCUCUACCAAGUUUGUUCAAAUUAAGCCCUUCGGAUCAAAUAUGACCGUUACCCAGGGGUCACAAAAUUGAACAUAUGCUUAUAUAGGGCCCAUUUUGUGCAAACUUUAAAAAUCUUCUGUCCAUAACCAUUGGGCCUAUUUCUACCAAAUUUGGUAUUUAGUGACAUCUAAUAGUUCUCUACUAAGUUUUUUCAAAUUAUGCCCCUGGGGACAAAUUUGACCCUGCCCUGGGGGUCACAAAAAUGAACAUUAUAAUGCUUAAAUAAGGCCUAUUUUGUGCAAACUUUAAAAAUCUCUUGUUCAUAAUUAUAGAGCCUAGGGCUACUAAAUUUGGUGUGUAAUGAUAUAAAAUAGUCCUCUACCAAAUUUGUUCAAAUUAUUCCCCUGGGCUCAAAUUUGACCCUGCCCUGAGGGUCACAAAACUGAACAUAUGACGUUUACCAGGGGAGAUUACUGCAGCCAUGUGGCUGUGACCAACAACAACAAAAACAUCUUGUAAACAUGAGAUAAAACCCUGUCAUUUAGUGCCAUUUUAGAUCAGAUGGUGACUGCUUACAAAGGAAUUGAAGUAAGAAAAAGUGUAAUGAAUGUUUUUCUUAUAAACUGAAAAAAGUCGGGUUUUAUUUAAAUAUGUCGAAAGUGAACAUAUAUCCGGAUACAAAUAUUUCGGAUGACAUGUUAAUUUCAUGUCUUUUUUUGUAGUGUUUAAACCAGUUUAAUAAUAUCUUAUUGAUUUUAAAAACACAACUUCCAUGAACAUAAUUAUUUUAAGAAAAGUCAAUAUAUGAUACUGCAUGGUAAACUCGAACUUUGUAUCCAAGAGAAGGUGUUUGAAUUAAUGAAGUGCAAUCUUCUUAACUAUCGUAUAUGCUGCUUUUUAAUAACUAAUGAUUAAUUGUUCCAUUUGUGAAUCGUGACUCAUGAAUUGUAGAUAUGAUUUUCAAUUGCUCAUCGAUCCAUAUAUAUUUCUGACCAUUUUAUAAUUUUCUUAAAAUAAGUUAUGAAUUGAUCUUAGAAGUCAAAUGUAUUACUUAAUUAAAUACAUUUAUAAAUAUAAAGAAAUAAUCUUUAGAUUAUCAUAAUAUUCUCAGGCCUGUUGGUCUUAGGGAUGUGUGGGUUGUUAAUUAUAUUUUGAGAUGAUUCUUUACAAAGAAAGAUGCUACUAUUGUAUGUGUUAUAAAUGUGUGAAAGGCUCUAAGAAGGAACCUGAGAUUAUUAACCCUUUACCAAACACUAACAGGAUUUUACGGGUUUGUAGCUGACAACUUUAUAAAUAAUUGUGAUAAAAGGAGAAAUUGCUCAAGAUGAGCAAUUUCUCUUUUUAUCACAAUUAUUUCUACCCUACCUGAUCAUUUCCUUCAUAUUCCAUUACAAUUUAAUUGUCGUCUGCAACCUCUUUCAAAUUAGGAAAGUCCAAAAUGUGUCGUUUGGUAAAGGGUUAAGGCAUUUUGAUUCCUAUGGGUCUUGUGAAUCUGUUUCAAGUCAAAUGUGUAGAUUUGAUCUUCAGCAUCUAAAAAUAGGUGAAAUAGAAAGAACGACAAUAUCUUUUGGAGAGAUAAAUGUACCUAUGUUAUAAGCAAAGGACCUGUGCAACAAUUCCCGGGCUUUUUAGUCUGUUUAUUUAACACGGUAGUAACUUUUUCCAUAUAUAAAAAAGCUCACCCUUCCAACUUUUAAGCGCCCAGUGGGACGAGGGAUAGAAAGAGAAAGUCACAUGCUUGAGUACAUAUCAACCCAUGUGCAUUGCACGUUUUUUUUCGCAUAAAAAACAGUGGAGCGAUACAGGACCAUCAUGGCCCUCUUGUUUUCUACAAACAAUGGCAGGAAUUCAUUAAAUUUUAUCUUGUAGACUACUAAUAUACACUUGAGAACAACAUGCACAUGGUAAGCUUUUGUGAUUGCCGUUUGUCAUUCGCCAUAUUUAUUGUCUACUUGGGUAUAAAAAUUGAUCAGAAGUUUUGUCACAAUAAUGUCUUGGAAGAGUUCUAAUUUGGGGCAAUUUAGGUAAAGAAAACUAGGUCACUUGGUCAUAUUAAAGAAAAAGCUUUUUAACACAAUAGAAGUCACAUUUUUUUGUCCAAUCUUCAGGAAACUUUGUGAAAACAUUUGUUCUUAAAAUAUAUGUGCCAAAUAUAUGUGCCCAGCAGUUUUUAAAUGAUUUGGGAUCAUUGCAAAAGAUAGGUGCUAAGCGGGGCGGGGGGGGGGUUGCCUUAAAUGGCUAAAGUGAAACUUUUUAACACACCUUAGAAGAAAAGUUUUGCCAGGGGAUGGGGCAGUUUUCCUCAUGUGGCUGUUGUCAAACAUUGUUAACACCCUAGAAGUUGAAUUUUGUGUUUCUAAUAUUCAUGACAUUUGGUCAGCUAGCUGAGUAAAAAAGUGGUUUGAAAAAAAUGUCUCUGUAUGGAUUUGGUUAGGUUCUUUCUGGAGAUUAUUUCAAUUAUUAAAUUGAUAGCUGUGGGGUUGUAGUGUUGAAGUUGUUCAUGAUGAUGAUGAUGAUGAUGAUGAUGAUGAUGAUGAUGAUGAUGAUGAGUAAAACAACAAGAACUGUUUCUUUUGAAUCCUAUUUGACCUUUCAUUCUAUGUUCAUGUUGUGUAAGGAGCUAAAUUUGAUCUGUAAUUAAUUUACAUCGGACCUAUUUAAUUCUGCAUGAAGAGCCUCUUGUGCUAGAGAGACCUACUGGGUUGUUAGAGUCAAGUUGUCCCCCAUAAGUUAAUCAAAGGUUUAAAUAUCUGCAUAUACAUGGCUCUGUGUUGGAAAUGUUUUCUAUUAUCAAAAGUUUGUUAUAAUUAUGUGCAUAGAAAUUAAAUAUUUAUGUGCCAUGGUAUAUAUUUUGACACAACAAAUAAAACGAGCAUUUUAGAUCUUGUUACCAUACCACAUCUACUGGUAGCUUUGAAAUUUUUGCUAUUGCUUUAAAGAACAUAUUUAAGAUUUUGUAUGGCUUUAUUUUACGAAACAUUUGUUGAUUUUGAGUAUUGAUUUGGCUUUAAGUGUUUUUAACAAGCAAAUCUUGUAGUAGUUGAUGUUGCGAAAACAUACUUUUUCAAUGUUUUUGUUAACGGAGUACGUUACUUUAAAUAGUUGUAACAGAUGAAUAAUUGUAUUGUUUCUUGCAGAAGACGUUUUUUAGGGCUGUAAUAUAUUGUUAAACAUUGUGACAGCAAUCAUUUACCUUGCAUGUUGGGGCAGUAAGUGAGGGGGUCAAAUUAAAGUAUUUUGAUAUUAA
Dreissena polymorpha is the source of this 6589-nucleotide messenger RNA. Its product is annotated as DNA repair and recombination protein RAD54-like. Gene Ontology annotation, cellular component: nucleus. The coding region runs from base 100 to 2316 and encodes 738 amino acids. Lineage: Eukaryota; Metazoa; Mollusca; Bivalvia; Myida; Dreissenidae. The transcript has 21 exons. The record is from RefSeq and is a predicted model, not a curated record. Gene Ontology annotation, molecular function: ATP-dependent chromatin remodeler activity; ATP binding; DNA translocase activity. Gene Ontology annotation, biological process: double-strand break repair via synthesis-dependent strand annealing; reciprocal meiotic recombination.